Molecule: messenger RNA, 1528 nt
Organism: Micropterus salmoides (largemouth bass)
Lineage: Eukaryota; Metazoa; Chordata; Actinopteri; Centrarchiformes; Centrarchidae
Gene: cimip5
Product: chromosome unknown C2orf50 homolog
Exons: 3
Coding region: 147-608 (153 amino acids)
Source: RefSeq, a predicted model, not a curated record
CAGUCCUGGCAGUGAUUUCUGAACACACUCCGCUCAGUGGCGCAUAAACCACGAUUUGGUUGGGUUUUUUUUUUUAUCGUAUUAACAAACCCAUGCUGACUUUUACAAACUGAAUAGCUGCAUUUCCUUUGAAUCUAGUUACCAGGAUGGACAAUGUUAGGCGCGUGUCCUCUGCAGGCUACCGGUUAACCUUGCCGGAACGAAACAUUGGGACCCGGCAGGUAACGACCCAGCCACCAGCGGACAGGACGAGAUCCGCUAAAGGCGACGCGGCCUCCGCGGAGCUGAAGCCGGACAAGAGCGAUGCCGUCAAACUGGACAAAGUGUGGAAAGAGGUGGUAUGGAGUGAGAGGAGAGCAGUGCGGGAAUGGGAGAAGAACUGGGACUUUCUCAGGAACUAUGAUCAGAUGGGACAGCUGAAGUCAGAGGAGCCUUUACCCAGCUAUGUGUCGCACUUCUCUGAUCGCAUCCCCAACACCACCAACCAGAUGUUUGGCAGCAGACUGUCCACUCCGCUGGGGAGUGAACUGGUCAGACUGGACAGGCUGAAACUCUGGUCCAGAAGCCAUCACAAACGCAAGCUGGAUCCAGAGAUGCUGCCCUGCUAGAGCGCUCUGAAGACAAGUCAUCUUACAUCUGGACCUCUGUACAUCUGGUCUUUUUUUUCCUGGACUCUGCAAGGCUGGGAUUGUAAUUUUUUUUGUUCUUAUUUUAAUGAAGUGUGUAUAUUAAAUAAAAUACAUAAAUCUACUGAGAAGCCAUACCAGGGAAGGAGUCAGGAGUAAAAAGAAAAGCAUGUCCUACAUUGAUCACACUGUACUUUACAUCUAGAAAUUGUGUUUAUUCAUAGGUUUUGGGAGUACAAAACUUAAUGUUGAAGGCAUUUGCUCACCGAUAAAGACAGGUGAGAAGGGAAGAUCAGAUUCAUGUCAUCCGAGCCCCAUCGGGUAUCUAACCAGAUACUUGAUAAUCUAACAAGACACCUGAGCAAAUUUGGGUGAGUGAAAGGUUGUAUCACUUCUACAUUUCUUUGCGCAUUCAAAUAGUAGCCAGAGACAAAUAACAAAACACCAAAGCAUAGAGUUUAAAAACAGCCCAAUCAUAAAACUUACAGCACAAGAAUCUUCCUUGAUGCUAUUGGAAUAUAUCUUAUUUUGGUGUUAAAUUGGUUUAUUUUUCUACUUAAAACGCCCCAAAUAGCUGUUACGUAUUGCUUGCCAGGACCUGUAAGCCACAUUGUUCCAUGGUUUAGUAUUACGUUCAUGUCAUUUAUUUGAUUUUCAUGAUAGUCAUCUGCACUUUAUAUGAACGGCAGGAUCUCUCAGGUGUUUGUAGUCUACCGUUGUAGCUGCCUUAAAAUACCAUUCUGUAUAUUGUUAUCUUAUCAGACUAUAAAUCACUGCCCCUUUGCAUAAAUUUGAAUUAAAAUGUUGGCCCUUAACAAAUUUGAAAAAAUGGUUGCAUGAUCUGGGUGUUGCAAAAUUGUAUUUGAAGUCAGUCUCUCAUUGAAAUAAAGAUUUUUUUAAUU